Messenger RNA from Brenthis ino (lesser marbled fritillary), 2562 nucleotides. Lineage: Eukaryota; Metazoa; Arthropoda; Insecta; Lepidoptera; Nymphalidae. The record is from the annotation of a GenBank genome assembly.
AUGCCUACAUAUGUAGUAGAUGGCAAGCUUGACAAAGCGGUAACCGAGUGUUGUUUUUGUGCAGUACUCGCGGGAGAGACCACGGAGGUCUCGAGUGUGCCUUCGCUCGCCGAACCCUCACCUACUAAACUUCCAAAGUGCGACCGUACGUUCGUGAGUCGCGGCGGCUUCAGCAACGGAACGUUCCACGCGCCCGAGCUGUUCAAUCCGAACAAUCAGAGCCGCCAGUGCCUAUACACGUUUCUCGCGGCGCCGGGCCAGCGAGUGCUGGUAGAGUUCCGAACCUUCGAUCUACGAGGGAAACCACCGGAUGGAGCGGCAGUCGGGGAGUUUCCAGCAUGCAUGCACGAGUACAUGGACAUCUAUUCGGAGAUGGCGUCACUGGAGGCCGUGGAGCUGGUCAACUCCGCCUUCGGUGGACGUUUUUGUGGACCGAUCCCACCACGCCGCCGCGUAUCCCUUCACCGAGCAGUCGCGCUCGCAUUUUUUACAGAUCAUACAUAUACGCCGCCCACGCUCUUCGCAGGAACCUACCGUUUCAUCAACGCUUCCGAGUUCGAGGUGGGUACACCAGUCCAGAACACUUUAUGCUCGUUCAUGAUCGAAGCGAGCAAACGCAAGACGGGGCUGUUGCUGUCGCCGACGUAUCCAGGAAUCUAUCCCAAAGACAUGACAUGCAACUAUCAGUUCGUGGGACAGGCCGGCCAGCGCAUUCGCCUCGAGUUCCGAGACUUCGACCUGUUCUUCGGCGGACCUCACUGCCCGUUCGACUGGGUGCGCGUGUACGACGGGCCCGACAACACGUCAGCCGUCAUCGGCACGUACUGCGGGCAGCAGCGCAACCUGGUGCUGUACUCCAGCGACGAGCGCCUGUUAGUCACCUUCUUUACUUUGCCGCGAUCGGCCAACACGCAGAACCGCGGUUUCAAGGGUAUCUUCGAGUUUUCAGAGAGUUUUGUUAAAUUAGAUUUUAUAAGUAAACAUGACGCCGAGCACAUUAGGGGCUCAGAGUGCGAUCAGAAAAUUCUUAGUAAAAAAGAAUCUACAGGAUUCGUGUACCAUCCAAAUUAUCCAUUCCCUUAUAUACAAAAAGUUGUUUGUAGAUAUUUUAUAUAUGGUAUGCAAGACUCACAAAAUUUGGAAAGAGUCCGAUUGGAGUUUCAGAACUUUUCUAUACCAAAAGGAGAGCCUGGGAAAGGAGAUCAAGCGAAAUCUGAGACGUGUCUAGAUGGUUACCUGAAAGUAUAUUUACGUGGUCAAGAAGCGACGGACUCAUACGACAAGCACGAUGCGGAAUUGUGUGGAGAAAGUUCUCCCGAUCCCCCGAUCUAUCCUCCACCUCUGUUGUCCGACGGGCCUAGAUUAGUCAUGGUGUUUAGUUCCGGCGAGCUGCAGGGUCGGGGGUUCAAAGCUAAAUAUACAUUUGAGACUGAAUACCGUGUACCGGGAACUGCCGCUCCAGGAGGUGAAUGCGCGUUCACAUAUCGUUCUGAAGCGAAAAAGCGAGGAGAUUUCAACUCUCCGCGCUACCCCUCCAACUACCCCUCGCGCACCAACUGCACGUACACCCUCGUGGCGACACCCAACGAACAAGUCACCGUUGUGUUCGAUCAUUUCAAAGUGAGAGCGGAUUCUUGGAAUGCCACUGCGGGAUUGUAUGGCGGCGCGACAUGCAGCGAGGACUGGGUGGAGGCGUGGUGGACGGGGCGCGAGGGCAGCCGCGUGCCGCUGGGGCGCUGGUGCGGGCCCGCCACGCCCGGCCCGCUGCAGUCGCCGCGCGGCGCGCUGGGGCUUCUCAUUGCGCUGCACACUGAUCAUGAUUCUGUGGCUUCAGGGUUUAAAGCGAGAUAUGUGUUCGAGCCGGCGAAGUCAAUAUUCGGUGACUGUGGCGGCAACGUGUCGGGGUCGUCGUGGGGCGCGGUGUCCUCCCCGCGCUACCCGCUGCCGUACGAGGCGCCGGCGCGCGGCGCCGCCUCGCGCGUCUGCAACUGGUUUAUCACCGCGCGCCCCGGACGGCGGUUGUUGAUCAAUUUUGAUCACUUUGCUGUUGAAGGACAUCUUACAGAACGUGGUUGCCCGGCUGCAGUACUACGCCUGUGGUACGAGAGUCCCGGACCGCCGCUAGAGCUGUGCGGUGAAAAGGCGCCUUCCGACCGCUGGCAGUACCUUUCGUCAUCUAACUCGAUUCGUCUCUCGUUCAUAAUAGCGGACAAGUCAGUGGGCGCGGGCGGGUGGCGCGCCGUGUGGACGGAGGUGACGGUGGGCGGCGGCGCCGACGACUGCCCCGCGGCGUGCGCCGGCGCCUGCCUGCCGCCGCGCGCCGCCUGCUCCGGCCUGCAGCACUGCGCGGGGCAGCCCCUCACCAAGCCUGCAUACUGCGAGAGUGCGGGUACGUCUCAAGGCAGCAAUGCAGUGUGGUGGGUGACGGGGUGCGCGGGCGGCGGCGUGCUGGCGCUAGCGGCGUGCUGGAGGCGCCGGCGACGCGCGCCGCGCCGCCCGCCGCCGCCGCCGCGCCCGCCGCCGCGCCUGGCCGCCCGCCUCGCCGCGCCCCCGGAUACGGUG